AUGCGUUUUUAUUCAGUAGUAUCAUUACUCGUUGUAUCCAUCUGCACGUAUGGUGUAUCGGGUGUGCCGGUGCAAAUUGAUGCACGCGACAAGAGCUAUGUCCCUGAACAAUACCCUCUGAAAAUGAAUGGUCCUUUGCCUGAAGGUGUAAGCGUCAUCCAAGGCUAUUGUGAAAAUUGUACCAUGUAUCCCGAAGAAAACAGCGUAUCAGCGCUCUCAUCAUCCAAACAAGAUUAUCGUACGGCAAGCGAGAGUGAGAUCAAGACACAUACAUUUUACACAGCGUUGUCAGCCAAUGCCUAUUGCAGAAAUGUGAUCCCUGGUGGUCGUUGGAGUUGCCCUCACUGCGAUGUCACAUCAAACUUGGAGAUCACCAAGACUUUUAGCACGCUAAUCACUGAUACAAACGUCAUGGUUGCUGUUGGCAAAAAGGAGAAGACCAUCUAUAUUGCUUUUCGUGGUACAAACUCAAUUCGCAACGCCAUUGCAGAUAUUGUCUUUGUACCAGUGGAUUAUCCACCUGUUGACGGAGCCAAAGUACACAAAGGAUUCCUUGAUAGCUAUAACGAGGUUCAAGAUCAACUUGUAGCCGAGGUCAAGAAACAGCUUGAUAAUCAUCCAGGAUACAAGAUCGUCGUCACUGGGCAUUCGUUGGGUGGUGCAACAGCCGUUCUUUGUGCCCUUGACCUUUAUCACCAUGGCCACCACAACAUUGAAAUCUAUACGCAAGGGCAACCUCGUGUAGGUACACCAGCAUUUGCAAAGUACGUGAUUGGCACCAAGAUUCCAUACCAACGUCUUGUCAAUGAGCGUGACAUCGUACCUCAUCUUCCACCUGGUGCUUUUGGUUUCCUUCACGCCGGCGAAGAGUUUUGGAUUAUGAAAGACAGCUCGUUGCGCGUAUGUCCAAAUGGCAUUGAGACUGAUGAUUGCAGCAACUCCAUUGUUCCUUUCACCAGUGUCAUUGAUCAUUUAAGCUAUCUUGACAUGAACACUGGUCUUUGUUUAUAG
This is a messenger RNA of Lichtheimia ornata, 1011 nucleotides long. RefSeq lists its product as uncharacterized. The transcript has 7 exons. The coding region runs from base 1 to 1011 and encodes 336 amino acids. Gene Ontology annotation, biological process: lipid metabolic process. NCBI's taxonomy places the organism in Eukaryota, Fungi, Mucoromycota, Mucoromycetes, Mucorales, Lichtheimiaceae. The record is from RefSeq and is a predicted model, not a curated record.